Molecule: messenger RNA, 1665 nt
Organism: Exaiptasia diaphana
Lineage: Eukaryota; Metazoa; Cnidaria; Anthozoa; Actiniaria; Aiptasiidae
Product: capsule biosynthesis protein CapA
Exons: 7
Coding region: 215-1327 (370 amino acids)
Source: RefSeq, a predicted model, not a curated record
UUCUGUGAAGUUUUGAUGGUUUUCUAGACCAGCUGGGGAUGGGAGGGGGAAGAUUCUAACCGCCACGUUUUUUAGCCCAGUGGGGAAGGAAUGGAGGUUUACUAGUCUUACUACAGGUAACCAUUCUACGGUUGUCAAAAUCAGUCACCCGUUGAAUCUGUUGAACCUUGGUUAUAGUGAAUCCCUUAUAGGAUGUUACACAACGUAUAAUAAUAUGUUUAGCUUGAUGGUGAUCUGUGAAAUCAUUCAAACAAUUGCAGGUGUAACUUUGGAUUUUGUUGGGGACAUCAAUUUUGAUGGAGCACCAAAAUACUACAAUAACGAAGGAUUAUGUUCGUAUUCCAAGACGUUUGCCAACGUCGCACCUUUAUUCAACAAGUCGGACUUCGUUAUUGGAAAUCUGGAGAGUCCAUUUGUCCAGGAAGACAUGAAAAAGGAUGCUCAGCGUGAGUUCGUCCCUUUGUUGCAUGCUAAUCCUAGCAGUAUAGACGCUUUAAAAUUUGCAGGUUUUGACAUUGUAACACUUGCGAACAAUCAUCUAAACGAUUACAAAACAAGACCCAUUAAUUAUACAGUAGAUUUGCUACAGGAACACGGCAUCUUAUCAUUUGGUUAUAGCUUUGGAAAUCUUGAUAAUGAGCAACCACAAAUUCCUGUGAUUCUAGAGAAGGAUGAUAUCAAAAUUGGUUUCCUUGGAUAUUGCUCAUGCUACAAACGUUUGGUGGACCUAUCAACAGGAGAUAUAAUUUUUUAUCACUUUUGUGUUGAGAAAAGAAAAUGUCUGAAUAUCGGACCAGCAAUUUACUCAGAUCAAGCUGCUACAAGAGACGUUAAAGAACUCAAGGAAAGAGUAGACGUCAUUGUUGUUAUGAUGCACUGGGGUGAAGAAUACCUGACAACMCCAACAGAAAGCCAGCAGCAACAAGCACAACAUCUCCAGACAAUUGGUGUCCAUGUAGUAAUUGGUGCACAUCCACAUGUACUCGAGGGUCACACCUUGAAUGGUCGUUCUUUAAUUGCGUAUAGUUUGGGAAAUUUCUUAUUUGGUCCCAAAUACAUGACUAAGGUAUUUUACGCGAAUCCAGACCCGUCUAAGAAAAUGAUGGAAGGAUUUGAAAAACUCAUGGCAACAUCAGCUAUCGAUGACAACUCACUGGAUUCACGAAUUUUAAGGGUUGAACUAAACAAGCAAGGGGUUGUCCGCGCUGCAUAUAUACCAAUACAAAUAUCACUCAACCCUAAGACGAAAUGCCUUCAACCAACACCAACUAAUGAUACMACGUGGAUCACCGUGUGUGGUGUUGAUGACAAAGCUUGCUUGAAAUAGAGGAACAUAGUCUCAUGUUACUGAUCAUUGUCAUCAUCGCCAUCAUCAGUCUGCUGCAGAGCACGCGACCACAAGAUUCCUGACCCAUCAUUUGGUUUCGUGGUUGCCAACAUUCCAUGAAGUUCAAACAACCUGCCAGCUUGUUGGCUCUCUCUUCCCAUGGGAUGAUAGGAUAUACAAAGAAAACAAGGUCGUCAGGAAGAUGUUUAAUACUAUCAUCACAAUUAUCUGAAGCUCGUCUUGUCAGACCGCUUGUUUUAUUCCCUGUUCAUCUUUUAUUUCGGACAAAGAGUAUUUUGUAAUAAUUUUUAAAAAAAUAAAUAAAUGAUUGUUUUAUA